UGCCAAUAAAUCAGCGCACCCGAAGGACAGCGGCGGCGCGCUCCAGCAUUUGCAGAUUCCUCCUCAAGCGCCUGCGGAUCCUUCCGGCGGGAUGAACACAAACAGUCCCGAGCCCCCGCCGGCGAGCCAAGCGCGGGCUCCCCGCACGCGGCGUUUGAAACUCCCGCCCCGCUGCGCCCAGAGGCGUGCCCGAGCCGCCCCGGGCUGCCCAGCCUCGGCCCGGCAGCGGGCACGGGAACGCCCAGCCCCGUGGGAGCCCCGCCGGGCCCGCUCUGAGCGGCUCCAGAGCGGCGGCCGCUCCGCCCCCCACACCCGAAAAUGGCGCGCGCACGGAAACGCGCCCCGCGGGACGCGGAGCGCGCAGGCGCCGCACUCGCGGAGGCAGCUCUUCCGCCCGCUCCGGCCCGUCCCGCCCCGUCUGCCCCGCCGCGCGGGCAUCGGGAGCUGUCCCAGUACUCAUGGGUAAGAGAAAGAAAGAAGGUGUUCUAACUCCUGGGUCCCAGAAAAGGCAGAGAAAAGAACCCACAGAUGUACUUAGUGAUGACUCUGAUGAAGAAGAAACUUUAGAGUUCUCAGCUAGUAGUGGUGCCCCUUCACAGUCGUCUGAUGGUGAGGUUGGGAUAAUUGAAAGUAUCCAGCUGAAGAACUUCAUGUGCCAUUCAAAUCUGGGGCCUUUUCAGUUUGGAUCAAAUCUCAAUUUUGUUGUUGGAACCAAUGGAAGUGGAAAAAGUUCUGUAUUAACAGCACUAAUUGUUGGACUUGGUGGAAAAGCUACUGCAACUAACAGAGGUUCCUCAUUAAAAAUGUUUAUUCAAAAAGGAGAGACCUCUGCAGAUAUUUCCAUAACUUUGCGAAACCAAGGAAGAGAUGCUUUUAAACCAGAAUUGUAUGGUACCUCUAUUACUGUGAAUCAGCACAUUAAUCAGGAUGGAGGCAGAACUUGGAAAAUGAAAAGCAAAUCCGGCACCAUAAUUUCUUCAAAGAAGGAGGAACUCAUAGGAAUACUGGAUCACUUUAAUAUACAGGUAGAUAAUCCUGUGUCUAUUUUAACCCAAGAGAUGAGUAAACAGUUUUUACAGACCAAAAAUGAAGGGGACAAGUACAAGUUUUUUAUGAAGGCAACUCAACUGGAACAAAUGAAAGAAGAUUAUUCAUUUAUUGGGAAAACUAAAAAAAAUACCCGUGUUCAGAUAGAACAAGGGGAAGAGCGUCUUGAAGAACUUAAGCAGCUUUAUUUGGAAAAGAAGGAAACUUUCAAAAGCAUCGCGUUUGUGAAUGACAUGCAAAAUCGUCUCAAAGAUUUGAAACAUCAAAUGGCGUGGGCAGUGGUGGGUGAGAUGGAAAAGGAAGUAGAGGUGCUCAAAGAAGGUGUCAGAGCUGAAGAAGGAAAUACAGAGCUGCUUCAGAAGGUUGAAGAAUGCCAGGAAAAAUUGAAUGAAGCAGAAAAAAAGUACAAAGCAAUACAAGACAAAUUGAUAACAGUAAGUGAAGAAGCACAAGCCCUUCAUCCUCAGUGUAUUUCUUUGAAGGCUGAAGUGCAGGCAAAAAGAAAAGCAGUCAAUGAAGCUGAGAUCGUUUAUAAUCGCUCCAAAACAGAGUUAAAACGUCUGGGAAAAGACAGGGAACAGCUCCAUAAACGAAUUGAAGAACUGAAAAGCUGUGCUAAUCAGGUUUCAGAGCCUGAGCAAUUGGAAAGACAAAGGAGAAUUACAUACCUAAGGGAACAGUUAAAGGCAUUCCGUGAUGAAGAAAUAAUGAUUGGUCAGCAGUUGGAUCAGUUUCAGCAGGCUAUAUCUAAGUGUAGGGAAGAUCAUUCUAGACUCAGGAGAGAAAGCAGUGAAGUGCAACAAGCACUGGAUGCCCAGCAGAAACAGCUGAGAGACUUGAAAGAUAGUAAAACAAACACUUUGAAAAGAUUUGGACCAUAUGUACCAGCAUUUCUUGAAGCAGUUGAAGUAGCCCAUAAAAAAGGACAGUUUAGAAAGAAACCUCUUGGACCUUUAGGUGCUUUGAUUCAUCCAAAAGAUCCUGAACUGAUCCUGGCUAUUGAGUGCUGUUUAAAAAGUCUUCUUCAGGCAUUUUGCUGUGAUAAUCAUAGCGAUGAAAGAACUCUUCAGUCACUGAUGUCAAAAUAUUAUCCACGUGGACACAGACCUCAGAUAAUUGUAAAUAAAUUUCAGAAUAAAAUUUAUGAUACUAGGCAGAGAGCUGUUCAUCAUCCAGAAUUUCCAACAGUUCUGACAGCAUUGGAAAUAGAAAAUCCAGUGGUUGCCAAUUGUUUGAUUGAUAUGAGGGGUGUAGAAACAGUCCUGCUGAUUAAAGAUAGCCGUAGGGCUCGUGAGAUAAUGCAAUGCAAUCAGCCCCCGAAAAACUGUAGAGAAGCUUUCACUGUUGAAGGUGAUCAAGUAUUUGAACGACGCUAUUACUCUUCCAGUUUGGUCAGGCCCAAGUUCCUAACUCAAGAUGUUGAGGCAGAAAUCGGUCACUUGAAUAAGGAAAUUGAAAACGAACGGGCACAGUUGACAGCCUCUCAGCAACGCUUACGUUCCAUUGAAAAUGAGAUUAAGCAGAAUGAAGAUCAUCUCUAUGGUCAUCGGCGACACCAAAAACAGCUACAGGCAAAAAUAAAAACAGCAAAUGCAGAGAUAGCGGAUCUUGAAAACGUGGAAGAGCACCAGUCAGCAGACAUCCAUGUAUUACAAGACGAAGCUGAAGAAAAUAAGGGUAGGAUGGAAUCUGUGAAACAAGACAUGCAGCUACAAAGCAGAAAAGUGGAAGAACUGAAAAACAGUCUCCAGGCAGCUGAAAAGAAAUUAGAAGAGGUGAAAGAAAAAAUUAAUCAAGUGGAAGAAAUUGCUGGCCCAAUUAAGACUGAAUUAAACCAGGCUGAGUCAGAAGUGGAAAACAGUAAACGCCAUUUGCAGCACUAUGAAGACAAACAGAGAGAACACGUGGCUUGCAUAAAUAAGCACAAAGAUUUACUAGUUUCCAAAGAAAAGGAAUUAGAGGAAAAAAAGGCAAAAGCAAGGCAAAUCUUCUCGGAACCCAUCAGGGUCAGCAGAACUGUUAAAAGUCUUGAUGCAGAAAUGAAUCGCUUGAGAGAGAAGAUAAAUUUAGAAAGCAGUCACCGUGGAAACAGAGAAGAAAUAAUCCAGCAAUUUCAGUAUGCAAAGGAAAGGUACGAGGAUGCAAGCAAUAAAGUAAAGAAUUUACGGAGAUUUAUUGGGGUGCUGGAUGAAGUGAUGGCGGAGAGGCUCAAAGUGUAUCGGCAAUUCUUAAGGAGUCUUUCUAUGCGAUGCAAACUUCACUUUGAGCAUUUAUUACGUGCUCGAGGUUGCUCUGGACGUAUAAUGUUUGAUCACAAGAAUGAGACACUUUCCAUAACAGUUCAGCCUCGAGAGGAAGAAACAGCUGCCCACAGUGAUCUGAGAUCCUUAUCAGGAGGUGAACGUUCCUUCUCCACAGUUUGUUUCAUUCUUUCUCUGUGGAACAUUUCUGAAUCUCCUUUCAGAUGCAUGGAUGAAUUUGAUGUCUACAUGGAUAUGGUUAACAGAAGAAUUGCCGUCGACAUGAUUCUGGAGAGGGCUGAUUUUCAGUGCUAUCGACAGUUCAUUUUGUUCACCCCCCUGAGCAUGAGUUCUCUGCCUACGAGUCCCCAUAUUCACAUCCUCCGCAUGCCAGACCCUCCAAGACACCAAAGAGCACUGACUUUCCAAAAUAGGAAUGACGGAGAUGAAGAUCAAUAAAUAUCUCUGUAUGAAUAUGGUAUUGAGGACAAAUGUGUAAUAAUAUAUGUAAAAGUAUUUCUUCCCGAUCCUGAAAAAGAUGUUAAAUUGUUAGAUACUCUCAGGAAGAUAUUUCUGUAUUGUUAUUAAUUAUUUUUUAAAGGAUUACUGUGUGUGCACAGAAGAAGAAUAAGCACAGUUUGGAUAAGGAGAAAAUUUUGAAUGUUCUGUUGAUAUUUUUAGCUACCAGUUGUAGAAUUUUUUUAUCUGUUGUUCGGAUUUUUCUUCUAAAAAUUUUGAAAUAUAUUUUGUAUAACUAUAAAUAAUAUUUUAAUAAACUGUUUGAACU
Molecule: messenger RNA, 4074 nt
Organism: Camarhynchus parvulus
Lineage: Eukaryota; Metazoa; Chordata; Aves; Passeriformes; Thraupidae
Gene: SMC6
Product: structural maintenance of chromosomes 6
Exons: 27
Coding region: 459-3746 (1095 amino acids)
Biological process (GO): double-strand break repair via homologous recombination
Cellular component (GO): nucleus; Smc5-Smc6 complex; site of double-strand break
Molecular function (GO): single-stranded DNA binding; damaged DNA binding
Source: RefSeq, a predicted model, not a curated record